Molecule: messenger RNA, 2733 nt
Organism: Rosa rugosa (rugosa rose)
Lineage: Eukaryota; Viridiplantae; Streptophyta; Magnoliopsida; Rosales; Rosaceae
Exons: 5
Coding region: 2000-2638 (212 amino acids)
Biological process (GO): proteolysis
Molecular function (GO): cysteine-type peptidase activity
Source: RefSeq, a predicted model, not a curated record
UGGCCACGACAAUUAAUAUAAAUACCCUCUUCAUCUUAUUCUUUUGGGGAGAAAAACCUACAGAACCUGCAGUAGCCGCACCAGCACAAAAAGGGCAGCCCUUUGGGCUGCUCUCUUCUCCCUCCUUCCCCUCCAUUUUUCCUCUUUUCUUUAUAAUUUCUUUUGAGAUUUGAAGAACUACUCACACAAAGCUUCAAAGAUCUAUCAAGGAGCUCAAUCUCUACAAGAUUCAAGAUUUGGGUAUUUUGUGGGGUUGUAAUUCAAGGCUAGUCAUGCUAGCUCCAUAGCUAUUUGUGACUAUCUUUGUUUUCUCUUACACUUCUCUACUCUUUGCUAUUUGAAUUUUGUAAUUUUGAUGUUCAUUAAUAUGGGUUGUGAGUAGUUACUUUUGGGAGCUAGGGUUUCUAACUCUAGCUCAAUUUUGAUGUAAUUGACAUAUUUUUCAAGUGAUAAAUAAUGUAUUUUCAUAUGGGUGCACUCUAAUUACUAUGUCAAUUGAUUCUUGAUGCAUGAAUUUUAGGGAAUUGACCACUCUCUUUGUUAUGUGUUGAGAUUUGUGUUGUGUGAUACAAUUGGUGGUUCUCUUGUUCACUAGCUUCAUGUAAUUAGCGUGGUGUGUCAAGUAGUUGCUUAAUCGAGAAUGAAUGAUUGCCUAAGUUUCUAUUUUCUUGUGCCCUUCGCCUUUAAUCCUAGACGUUGUGGCCCUAACAAGGCAUAAUGAUUAGGGUUAGAGAGUUCAUUCUUGCCUUAACCGGAAGAAUGGAUACCAAAUAAGAGAAAUUGACUUAGUGGCCUUAACCGGCAUUAGGUAGAGAACUAAGUAAUCGUUACAUUUUAGGUUGUAACUAUUGCAUGCUUAAAUCCCUAAUUUCUAGAGCUCUACGCCUUUAGUUCAUGUUUUGGUAACCCUGAUAAGGUACUAAUUCCUGAGUUAGAGAGUUCAUAUUUGUCCUAACCGAAAAUGUGAAUACACUUAAGGAAAUUCGGCUUAGUGGCCUUGACCGGCAUUAAGUACGGGAUUUGGUUCUCAUGAAGAUAUAUUGUUUGUUUGCUUGAAAUGUGUUCGUUGCAUUGAAAUUUCUAGAGAGUGAUCCCUAGUACCCAAACCUAUCUCUCUUUUAUUUUUAUUUUCUUUGUUUUUAAUUGUUGUUGUUAAUUUAGUUUUUGACUUAGUCUUUUUAGAAAAUUAAAUCACAAUGUUUAAUGACAAUUUCUACCUCAUUGUAAAUAGUCAUCAUUAGGCUCUUAGUUUUGAUUAGGCUUUGGUGAAAACCAAAGCCGAGCAUUGCUAAGGCUUGGUGCCUUAGAGUAGCAUUUUUAUUUGUUUUCUUUUUCUUUAUUUUUCUUUUGUUUGCUUAGUGACUUUAGUUCCGACUACCUAAGGAUUGUGGGUUAGCCACUAAUCCCCGUGGUACGAUAAACUUUGGGCUCAAUAUUUCCCUAUCUUGACAACGAUACGUACGCUUGCGUAAUUGUGUAUCAAGUCAAGGACUCAUAAUCUAUUGGCCUCUAUUGUUAUGUGGUUAGGACGAAGAGAAAGGAGAGAGUACAAAAAACACAUCAUAUUUUCUGGUGGGACGAGGUGAAAGAGCAAAGGCAGAGGGCGAAAAUGACCAGAAUCACAGCACUGGAAAAGAAAAAAGGACAGACAGCUGAACAACAGCCACAGGAGGAAGUGAUACAUGAUUUGACGAUUAAUGUGGAUGACGAGGAACAAACAGAAAAAAACGAAAUUGAAGUGAUAGAUUGGCAAAACCGACAACUGUACAAGCUACUUGACAGCCCAACUAAAAGCAAAUUAGAGAAGUACUGGAACAAGGCAGAACAAAGCGUAUUAUUCUGGGAGGGAAAAGAGGCUGGAAGCGAAAUCACAAGGGCAGAUGUCAAAAUGUUCAUAAGCGAUCAAUCAAUAGCAAACAACUGGAUUGAUUGCUAUGGGAAAAUGUUGAAGGAUGAACUGUAAAACGAAAGUUCACAAAGUUUGGGAAGAUCUGCUUUUAUGCAUACCAUGUGUUGGUAUUCGACAAUACAUUUAACUGUGAGAAACCUCCAUCAAUACUUGUGUGAGCCGCUGUUCCAAAACAUGGGAAAAUGCAGCAUGCUUUUCUUCCCAAUUACCCAUAAUGAAGAAUUUCACCACACGCUCUUGGUCUUUGACAAGGACAUACCGCAAUGGCUGCAUUUUGAUUCAAUGAAACCAAGAACAGCAGGAACAAGGGAGUGCUUUAAAAGUAUAAAAAAAUUGGUUGAAAUGGUCGAGCUGUGGAUGAGAGCAGUGAAAGAUCAAGCAGACGAUAUGCUGCAGCAAGGCUGCCGAAUGAAAUUUGACAAGAGUCAAAGCACUCACACAAAAUUAAAGAUGGUUGAAAGUAUUUUGAGCGAUGAAGAGAUAAGAACAAUAAGGUGGAUAAAGGAAAAUUAUGAUGGUGGAAGGAUCGCUUUGAACCAUGCCAGAAUCUGCCCCCAACAAGACCAAGGAUCAUUAGAUUGCGGACCUUUUGUAAUGUAUUACAUGGACAGAAUGGCAAAAGAGGAGAAGAUGCCAAACAAAGUCACCAAAGCUCAGAUGAUGAAGUUCAAAGCUCAAAUAUUCAAAAAAUUUGCAGAACAUAAGCAGAGCUGGAACUCAGCAAAUUAAGAAUUUUAGAAAUUUGUUUGUUUAGUUCAGAAUUUCAGAAAUUUGUUGUUUAGUUCAGACUAUGACUUGUAUGGAUCUUUUUAUUCAAGAUUAAU